Molecule: messenger RNA, 1156 nt
Organism: Cuscuta campestris
Lineage: Eukaryota; Viridiplantae; Streptophyta; Magnoliopsida; Solanales; Convolvulaceae
Source: the annotation of a GenBank genome assembly
CACCAAAAAAAAAAUAGUCUUUGCUCCUUCGCUCAUCACAUCCUCCAAUUUCUUCAGUUAAUAGAUUCUGGGUGUGAACUCAAGAUGAUAGAUUCAACAGAGGAUUUAAGCAAAAAGCACAUGAACCGCAAGGUUGACGGUAAUGAGGAUAGUGAAAUUUCAAGGCUGGUUGUAACUGACGACGAAGUAAGAACAACCGAAGCUGAUAUUUUUCAAUCACCGGCAGAAACCAGAAAAAUAGACCUCGUAUGGCUAUUGAAGACUUUGAUGUGGUGUUCUACAUGUGUCAUCAUUAUUUUAAUCUUCGUAAAGUGGGGAGUUCCUUUCCUAUUCAAGAAGGUUCUUAUCCCAAUCUUACAAUGGGAAGCCACUGCAUUUGGUCGUCCAGUUCUUGCACUUGUGCUUGUGGCUUCUUUGGCACUGUUCCCAGUUUUUCUAAUUCCUUCUGGACCUUCCAUGUGGCUAGCUGGAAUGAUCUUUGGAUAUGGUAUUGGUUUUGUUAUCAUCAUGGUAGGAACAAGCAUUGGUAUGGUCCUUCCGUUCUUAGUUGCCUUGUUCUUCCGUGAUCGGAUCCAUAAAUGGUUAAAAAGAUGGCCCAAGCAAGCUGCUAUGGUUAGAUUGGCUGGCGAAGAAGCUGGUUCCAUCAGUUCCGAGUUGUUGCUCUGUUCCGGAUUUCACCUUUUCCGUAUACACUCUUCAAUUAUGCGGUAGUGGUUACAAACAUGAGAUUUUGGCCUUAUUUUUGUGGAUCGAUUGCUGGAAUGAUCCCUGAAUCUUUUGUCUACAUCUACAGUGGUCGGCUAAUAAGGACGUUUGCGGAUGUGAAAUAUGGGAACCAUCACCUGACUAAUGUGGAGAUACUCUACAAUGUCACUUCAUUUAUUAUCGCCAUUAUCAUCAUAGUCAUAUUCACUGCGUACGCCAAAAGAACAUUGAACAAUCUUCAACAGUCUGAGAGAAAUGGUGAUGGCCUCACUCCGGGCAAUGAUAAUAAACCUGAGACGGAACAACUCCCCAAUGGAAAACCCAUUCACUCAAGCCUUUCUGUUACCAUCCAGUAGUGGAUUUGGAUAAUGAGAGAGCUGAAUUGUUGAUGAGAUGCCGGCUGCUGGCCUAUCAGAUGUGGUGAUGCUUUCAAAUGGGAGUGUGGCCAAGU